GUUUUACAAUUCUUUGUUCUUCACUUAUAUUACAAAACAGAUUAUACAUCAUAGAAUAGAUGUUGUAUAAUAUCUACAAACACACCCGGAAGGCGAAUAGUUAAGAAAAGAAAAGAAAAGAAGAGCAAUGCAACCGAUUCAUGGUGAAUCGUGGUGGCUGAUUUUCAAAGGCAACUAUACGCACCUGAUAGAGUCGCCCCCACGCUUGAAACUCGGCGAAGCAACAUGGCGGGGAGCAGUGGGGCCCAGAACGAGUCUCUCGGUUCAGUUGCUGUUCGCACGCUGGGCCCCGUUGGUGUGUUACUCGGCCUUGUCUCAAGUUUCGAAACGAUUUCCAAAAUACCCGUUUACGGCAACUCACGCGACAACGAACGUAAGAAAAGCGCGGAAAGAAAGAAAGUAAGUUUGAUGUACCGCAUCAGACAUUAACUCUCAAAACGACGCUAUACGUUUUCAUUAUUCUUAUCCUUCUCCCUCUCUUUCUUAUCUCUCAAUUUCGUCCUAGCACGUUAACGAGCAUCGAAACAAAUUCGAAACACGCGAUUAACGGACAAACGGUGACGCAGUGUGAGGUGUGUAAGAAUCGAUAAUUUUUCACUGAAAUAAACCAGGAGAAAAAGAAGAAAUCAGUUACGACUAAAGAAAGACGUUUUGAGCAACGUCUUGCAGGAAGAAAAAAAGUCAAUCGGCCAAUAAGCGCGAGCUUCCCGCGCUAUUGGCUCGUGGGAAACAACCACGGAAUCUGUCAGUACGGAUUUUGUCAGUUUUCGGCGUGGAUUAUCGGAAAGAGCUUGCAAGCCGACAGUGCUGAUUAAAAAAAGGAAUACGAUAAUCGACAAUGGCGGUAUUCGGAUUGGUCUCGGCUGUGGCCGGGUUCGUCAAGGUACGGUACUUAGUGGACAAGGCAGUCAUCGAUAACAUGGUGUUCAGGGCGCACUACAGGAUUACCUCCGCGAUCCUGUUUGCCUGUUGUAUUCUCGUUUGUGCUAAUAAUCUAAUAGGUGAUCCGAUAAACUGUCUGAGUGACGGAGGGGUGCCGGAGAAUGUGAUAAACACGUACUGUUGGAUCACGUACACGUUCACGUUACCGCACAACAACGCAAAACCGGUGGGCACUCAUGUGGCUCACCCUGGGCUCGGCGGUGACAUUGGGGAAAAGAGGUAUCACUCCUACUAUCAGUGGGUGCCCUUCAUGCUCUUCUUCCAAGGUAUUCUAUUCUACAUGCCCCAUUGGAUAUGGAAGCAGUGGGAAGAGGGCAAGGUCAGAAUGAUAUCCGAGGGCAUGAGGGGAGCUCUGCUCGAUAACAAGCCCGAGCGACAGGCAAAGUCCCAGCGGUUAGCUAAAUACAUCUCCGACACGUUGCACCUGCACAAUACUUACGCGGCUGGAUACUUCUUCUGCGAGGCCCUCAACUUCGUUAACGUGGUUGGAAAUAUAUUUUUCAUCGACACGUUUCUCGGUGGUGCGUUUCUAUCCUAUGGUACGGAUGUGCUCAAGUUUAGCAAUAUGAAUCAAGAGCAGCGCAGCGAUCCUAUGGUAGAAGUAUUCCCGCGAGUCACCAAGUGUACGUUCCAUAAAUUCGGUGCUUCUGGAACCAUUCAAAAGUUCGAUGCUCUCUGCGUACUUGCCCUGAACAUUCUCAAUGAAAAGAUCUACAUCUUCCUUUGGUUCUGGUUCAUCAUUUUAGCGGUGUUGUCAGGUAUCGCUCUGCUUUAUAGCAUGGCGGUGGUGUUAUUGCCCAGCACACGAGAAACCAUUCUAAGAAAACGAUUCAAAUUUGGCACACCUGCUGGCGUUAAUGCUCUCAUUAGAGAAACACAGGUCGGCGACUUCCUGUUGCUUCAUCUAUUAGGACAGAACAUGAAUAUAAUGAUGUUCAACGAAGUGUUAGACGAGCUAUGUCGUCAGUUGAAUCUCGGAUCGACGAGUGGAGCAUCACCAACAUCAGUGCCAUCAGCGCCCAGCACCCUCGAGAUGUCACCCAUCUAUCCCGAGAUCGAGAAAUACGCGAAAGAUACCGAGAUUUAAUUUCUUACAUCCUAUGAUCUUAUUUCUGCCUUUUAUUUUGCAUUGUGAUAAUGCCGAAGAUGUCUUCCCCGACAUCUUCGGUUUUUCUUCUGAACCGUUUGUGCUAUUGACAGUUGUGGGGGAAAAAAAAAAGUACACGAGUACGUUUAAUCACACGGACACACGGCAGAAACGAGAUCUUGCCGCCAUUUAUUUUCCAACCAAUCGUAUCAACGUACAGAUAAAACUUGCCGUCCGGAAGAUGUAUAGUAAUUAAAUUAAUUUGCCAUAACACACGAUAUAUCAUAAAUCUGUCAUUGUGACCGUGUUUAUACUAUCCAUAGCACAAACCAACGUUAGAUUAUCGAACGAAUAUGUAAUGUAAACGAUACGCGAUGCUUUCGGCUCGACACCUGUAUAAUCGUUCAUUUCUGUUAAAUUAUAGGAAGCCGAAUUUCACACGCACAAGUGUUGGUCGAUUAUCUCUAACGUUGCGUAACGUUCGUAUUCGCUAUAGUAACGGACUGCGUCGUCGAGGCGUGCAACAAUAACACCCGUGAAUGAUCGCUAUGGAAUUUCAAACGGCGCGCGAACGCGGUCAAUUCUUUUUUCCAACGAAAAUCAAUCGUUACGCGUAAAUGUUUGCAUCGAUCGUGUUCCUGGAUUCCUAUUUGCGUUACACGUGCACAUUCCUUUUACAUUAAUUUGUUGUGUGUAUCGUGAUGAAAUAAGUGCCUUUUAGGAAGUGUGUUAAGUUGCGUUUGAUGUUUCAUUGUCUUUUGAUCGCUGGUAGAGUACCGCAAUAUUAUUCGUUAAUAAUACCGACAAGUUGUAUUAGGACUACUUUCGAUUCGUAUAUUGUUUGUACGAAAAACAAGAACGGAAAGAUCGUGGUAUUGAACAAAUUAUUAUUUUGAAAUAAGCAUAGAAAAGAGACUGUAUAAGUUUUUCUAGAAAUAAUAAAAAUAAAUAGAGAAGAUCUUCAGAAGGAUUCAAAUGGUCAAAAGAGCAUUAUAUUUUUUACAUAUUUUUAUAUUUAUAAUUAUACGGUAAAGAUAUUCAAUGCAUAGAAUUUAUGCAGUCUUUAUUUCAAAAGUACCGUAUAUUCUGUUCUAUGUAACCUAUAUGAAUGCAGUAGAUAAGAACAAGCAUUUGUUCUUUGUUCGUUUAGAUUAUCUAUCUUUUGUAUCUGCGUAUGACUGGUGCAAUUACCGUAACAAAGUUAGCGUGAAUAAUUUUAUAUUUUAAAAGGUUAUCAUAUAUCAAAUUUUGUUAAAUUUACAUAUAGGGGCAUUCCCAAAUUAUUCAAAGCAAUGUUUAUCAAUGAUUUUCUAUAAAGAGUUAAGGGUAUAUAUGUAAAUACAUAUACGAUAUAUAUAGAAUCGACUUAAAAAUAAGUAUAUAAUUUGAAUAUUUGAAUUUAUUCAAUUUUGAUGGGAUAUACCAUCGAGUUUACGUUUAAUUUUUACGUUAUACGAAUCUACUUACAAAUGAAAUUGUAUAAAAAAUUUAAAUCUGACAAAUUAGAAAUUAUAUGUCGAUGAAUGAUUCUUAGAGAUAUUUGAUGUAUUUUCAUUUUCAAUGUUACGAAUGCUUCGUUCGAAGGAACUUUCGGCUUCAAUGGCUUGGCGUUCGUUGAAUAUUCGAUAUUAAAUAAUUCUGUUAUGUUAAAAAGAACGAGUACAUAGUUCCCCGAAACGAAGCAUAAUAACGCUGACAUAUAUAUAUUUGCAACGUAGGAUCGUUGUUCAAUGCUCACAUUCAUUUUCACUCGCUAUCUAUUUCUCGAUUUGUUCACGAGAAUAAUAUAAUGCUGCCGAUAAGUAUAUGCAAUGAUAAUAACUUUAUGACUAUAUAUAUAUAUAUAUAUAUAUAUAUAUAUAGUUUAUCGUAGUUGGUGAAGUAUGUUACAUCGCUACUCUUAGUCGCGUUUCAAGUGAUAGAUUAUAUUAGAUAUUUAAGUUAAACGAGACAGAUGUGCCUUUUUUUAUAGUAUAUUAAAUAUUUUAGCGCUAGAAACUCAUCAAUAUUAAGUCAAUGUUUAUAUAAAUGCUCAUUUGUAACGAUUGCCGCCGAAGUCAGUGCAAAGACUGCCAACAUCUUGCAACGUUAGAUGUAACGGGAGCAAAUAGAGAAAUAUAACAAACAAAUUGUAGAAUAAAGAUAUACUCUUUCUAUACGAUACAA
Molecule: messenger RNA, 4195 nt
Organism: Apis cerana (Asiatic honeybee)
Lineage: Eukaryota; Metazoa; Arthropoda; Insecta; Hymenoptera; Apidae
Gene: Inx3
Product: innexin 3
Biological process (GO): phototransduction
Cellular component (GO): gap junction; plasma membrane
Molecular function (GO): gap junction channel activity
Source: RefSeq, a predicted model, not a curated record